GCUUUUCCCAAUAACAAUCUCGUUUCUGCUCUUGUGUUUUAUCUUUCCAUAUCAAGUCACAAGACUUGUAUAUUAAAAGUCAUGGUGGCCCUCCCCUCCCUCCAUUAUUAUUCUGUCUGUCAAUUUCCAGCAGACGUGGUUAAAUAUCCACAAUCGCCACCCUUUCCCCGACCUGUACGUACCUCCGCCUCAAAAAAUUGAAUAAACAUCUACGGGCUGUUGCUGUACCCUCUCAGCGCAUAUAGUACUGCUACUGUACCGCCAAAAAACAAAACCAAACCCAUUCCUCGACCAGAGUUACCAGAGACAAAGCACAGGGCUUUUCACGCCGUCCUUUGAGUAGCCUGUAUACCACACGACACCCUUUCAGUCAGAGUUUCUCUCUCGCUCGCCUGUUACAGUCGUUACGGCCCAUUCUUGCCCAUCAUGUCAGGACCAGGCACCGCAAGGGCGCAGAUCUUCAACGCAAGAGACCACGCACAUCUGACGCCUUGGCUGGCCGGUCUACAGGCCCAGUGUAUCACGUCCGACAAGACCAUCAGCACCUUCCUGCCUCCUCUGAGCCACGAGAAGCUCCUCGUCUGGUGGAAAGAUCGGAUUGCGGAGGCUACUGGCGGCACGAGGGUGAUCGUGAUGCUGCUUCUUGACUGGGAACCUGGCACGAGGGUGCAGGGAGAUCAUCUGGUUGGUGUCGCCAUGCUGGCAGUGCCGCAUUGGGAGACGGCGCCGUUCCGGGCGACGAUCGAAACCUUGCUGCUCAGCACCAAGUAUCGUCGCAGGGGAGGCGCGACGACUCUGAUCAAGGCUCUGGAGACGCAGGCCCUUCUCAAGGGUAAGACCCUUCUGAUGUGCGAGGUGGAGGACCGAUCCCCAGCCGCGGACCUAUUCAUGCGCCUGAACUACCAGAUGGCCGGCACAGUACCCGGUUACUGCAUCAAUCCGAGCGGUGAGUUGAGAGGUUUCGUCUUCCUCUACAAGAACAUCAAGGGUGCCGGGAACUAGAUGUCCAGACGAUCAUCACCUAGCCCACCCUUAAACAGGGCCAAUUCGUCGUACAGCACGCCAAUUGCUAUUUUUUUUUCUUCUUCUUCCUUCUUUAUCUUUUCUUCCAUUUGGUAUUCCUUUUCCAAGCCAAGCGCCAAGGGAGCGUUUUUGGGGGACCUCCUCGGAUGGAGCGGGCGGCCAAGAAGCGCCCCAAACACGAGCUGACGCUCCGGAUGCAUCGGAUGAGGAAGGCUGGAAACUUUUUCGAGGACGGCAAGAUCUGGACAUAAUUGUGUUGGAGGAUCUACAGUGUCUUUAAUUAGACCUCAACCAUGUCCAGGCUGGGGUGAGGACAGAGAAGGCGAGGGUGGGAUCUGACGGUGCGGUGGGUUGGAUAUCUGACUUGGAAACUUGUAAUAUUAGGUGGAGGGCGAUUAGAAAGUACUAGAUAGAGUUCUGGUGCCCAUACCCAUUAUAGCUAUCUAGAAUUUAUGUAUUAUAACAUUGACUGUUUAAC
This is a messenger RNA of Cryphonectria parasitica EP155, 1501 nucleotides long. RefSeq lists its product as uncharacterized. The record is from RefSeq and is a predicted model, not a curated record. NCBI's taxonomy places the organism in Eukaryota, Fungi, Ascomycota, Sordariomycetes, Diaporthales, Cryphonectriaceae. Gene Ontology annotation, molecular function: acyltransferase activity, transferring groups other than amino-acyl groups. The transcript is spliced from 3 exons. The coding region runs from base 427 to 1002 and encodes 191 amino acids.